This is a messenger RNA of Oppiella nova, 2707 nucleotides long. NCBI's taxonomy places the organism in Eukaryota, Metazoa, Arthropoda, Arachnida, Sarcoptiformes, Oppiidae. The record is from the annotation of a GenBank genome assembly.
CUCACACUCACUGUGAGACCACAACUGUAACCAUAGUGUGAUUGUUUUGGUGGCAAAUGUCUUUCAUUGACUCAAUCCACUGAACAUAUGUCAUGACAGGUGACCAUUCAUUGAUUCCAGUGAUCAUAUAGUAGACACGCAUCAGUGACAGCCAUGGAUCAGAUAUAUUCGGUGUUUCGCCACAACUACAGCCCAAACAACGCCUUUAGUGAUGGUGUUGCCCAAUUGAGUCCAUUGUGUUGUAUAUCGAGUGGUAAUCUGAUGGCCUUCACAUCGACUACCGAUUUGAAUGACUCGACCGCCAAAUGGUUUGCUUUCCACGUAUUUGUCGUCGACCUCAACAUCCCUUUCAAUCCAUUCAAAGUGAGCUCUCAUUUGGAAGAGAUUACAGCUCUUGAGUGGGAUAUAAGCGGAACAAAGCUAUUGAUCGGUGAUGUGAUCGGAAACAUAGAGUUGUGGUCAAUGAGGGACUACCUCUUGAGUGACUGGUAUUUAUUAGACGUCCAUCACUUCUCCGGCGAACGAAUACUGUCUGCCAUUUGGUUUCACAACGGAAUCAAAAUAGGGAUCAAUAACGACAAGAAGGACCAGAAUGUGUCAUAUCUGGACAAAUACACGCACACGAAGUUCGCCGCAUCCGUCCGACAGUUUGGCGGCAAACCCACCGACGGGUAUAUUGCUAUCUCGAGCUCAGGACUCGUCUGUUGCUGUCUAUUCCUCUCAGACGGCACUGUCGUCUCGGGAAUGGAGAUAUUGGGUCAGUUCAGGACUAAACUCAAACGCGUCGACGUCUGCUAUGCAAAGAACGGCGAUUUCCUUGUGGUCACCACUAAUGGAUGUGUCGACUCAUCCAUCAACUGCUAUGGAGUGACAGUUAAAGUCAAUGUCUGCAGUAAUUCACAGGAAAAGCAGAAAUGUUUGAUCACAUGUCAGGCCUACACCAGCUUUUAUAUGAGUUGCUCCAAAGCACUCGCAUCUGACGCCUACCGAUCCGUUACUCACAUUAAGUUUGUUCUGCGAGAAGCAGCCGAAGCUGUAGUGAUCGCGGCUUCCGGUUCGUCGGGAUCUACUGUCGAGUUGUGGGAAUUACGAGAAAAACCAGUUUCUAUUCAUAAAAUGUUUCAGAAAAACAAUACUAAUAUUGAUUUGAAUGCCGGCGCCAGCACUGGACCCAAAACAGUGGUCUGGCAGCACAACACCAGCAACAACGCGUCCUCUAUUGUGACCUCCAUUGCCACUCCAAGACUCUCGUUGUUUGAUACCAGUCCUCCGCCCUCUUAUAUAUUGGUUGCGUUUAAGGACAAUACAAUCAAAUGCUUUUAUAGAGAGAAUUUGCAAUUAGUUGCGAGCGUCGGGUUAGCAAACACUCACAUCCGGACUGUCGACACAAACAAAACGUUUGGAAUGCAGAAGAUGUCUUCAACUAUACCCUCAAUCACUACAAUAGCGGACAUGCAGUUCACAUGGAGUAGCUGUGCUAUGGUUGCCAUCGACUCACUCUCGCAAAUCUAUUUGUAUAAACUGUCGCCAAUCACAGAACCCGGCGGUCAGAUCACUGCCAACUACGCGCAGACAAUGCUUGAGUACUGUUUAGUGUCUGGCAAUGACUGGUGGGAUAUAAUCAUUAGCUUACGACCCAAUCUCAUCGAUAGUGUCUGUGAGAAGAUUACCGAAACUUUUAUGAAUAAACAACAGUUAGAGUUACAACAGAAAUGGUUGAGUCGUUUCCUGACGAUUAAGGCCUCUCUCUAUAGAUGUCUGAACACUAGUAGUGCUAAUAAUAGCGGUCAGUGCAAAGCGGGUGACUUCUACACAUUGAUUAUGUUGAACGCCAUCGCAACCACUCUUAAGUCACUUCUCAGACCCCGCGAUAACACUGAGAAUGAGGGACCGGCUGAGAACCUCAGUCUUCUCAUCCAGAAUAAGGGCAAUGACUUACAGUUCAUGAAAGUGGACACCAUUCUCAUCAAUCUGGACAAUAAGGACUUCUGUGUUGAAGCGCCAAUACUACAGUCUUUCCAACAUUUGCAUCAAUGGAUUGCAGACUUAACUCUCUAUUUAUUGGCGUCAUUACCACAACAGUGUCAUCACAACCAGUUUAGAUUUCCUGGCGGUGGACUCAUAUUCGACACGAAGGCGUUGAACACAUUGAGAGAACUUUUGGUGAUAAUUCGUUUGUGGGGUCUAAUCAACUCCGGAUGUCUUCCUGUGUUCACCAAAAUGGAGAACGAUUUGGACGUCAUUUCCCUUCUUUUCAAACUAUUGUCUAAAACAGUGACUGAAAAACUUGAUGAGAAACUUCUGGACGAGUGUUGUCUCCUUCCAAAUCAAGUACUUAUCCCUCAUUUAGAUCUUUGCUUAAAAGCCGUUGGCGUUGCGAGUCCAGCGCUCUUCAGCAACGCUCUUCCCAUGCAAUUCGAGUACUUCUCUGAGCCGUCGUUCUUGAAAUUCACUGCAAAAACGCAUUCAAUUGACGGCGCCAUCAACUGUUAUGCCGGCCGUCGUAUAGAUGUAGUCCGUUAUGUAGGACUGGGAGCUAUCAAUCAGGAGUCAUCUAAUCUGCGGUCGUGUUCGCGCUGUAAUGCCGUCUCAUUGCUUAAGCCUAUAAUGCGUUCGCCGGCCACCAGAGCAUGGGAUCAGCGAUGGAUUAAGAACUGCUUAUGUGGUGGACACUGGAGGGUCAACACCACUUCAUAACACACAGUAC